Messenger RNA from Mytilus californianus (California mussel), 1944 nucleotides. RefSeq lists its product as uncharacterized. The record is from RefSeq and is a predicted model, not a curated record. Lineage: Eukaryota; Metazoa; Mollusca; Bivalvia; Mytilida; Mytilidae. The transcript has 4 exons. The coding region runs from base 97 to 1314 and encodes 405 amino acids.
GUGACCUCCAUGUGAUUAAAAUGUAAAUGCAGUAUAUGUGUAACUUAAAAUCGUUGUUCAACAAAACCGGCAAAUUUGGUUCACGACAAAGGCACCAUGAAUAACUAUGAACGAGAUCCUUUGCUGAUAAACAGUGAUGACGAAAAUCGAUCUACACUUGUUAAAGCUGCAUGGAGUUCUGGAAAGACUACACAAGGUCGUUUCUCUGCCAGAACAAGAAAUCUUUUAAUUGCAGUAAUGAAUGUUUUCUCAAAUGUUCUUAUGAACGUGUCACUUCCGGUCUAUGCUGGAACUAUGGAAGUAAUUGGAAGCGAUAUUUUUGUACUUCUGUUUAUUACGUGUUGUUGCAUAGCUGUGGUGUUUACUCUUCUGACAUUGUUCGUGAAAUAUUCUAAAAUUGACAGUACUGCAACAUUGAGACCGACAUCUAGCUAUAAAAUUCUCUUUAUGAUGGGACUUUUUACAGCUAUGAACGGUAUUCUUGUGGUAUAUGCCAGUCCGCCAAACAGAACACCGCCGUAUUUGCAGGGUAUUUUGCAGUCAUCUGUCAUACCAUUUACCGUGCUACUAAGAUUGGUUAUACUGCGAAAAGGAAUUAGCAUUGUUCGUGGUAUCUGUACUGGGAUAGUACUUGUUGGAAUAUUCAUUACUAUAGAACCUCAGAUAUGGGGUUUGGAUGAAGAUGCUGGUGAAACGGGAACAAAACCAGAGUCAACCGGAGCAAGAAUUCUAUGGCCAUUUUGUUUCCUGAUGGGGUUCCUUCCAGUUGGUUUAAUGAAUGUUUUCUGUGAAAAAGAGCUUCAAAAAGAAGAGGGUCAAUCGUUCAGCUUUAUUACGUGGGGACAAUAUUUCCAGACUGCUAUUAUGGUUUGUUUCUUCUGGGUAGAUUUUGUUCCAGGUUUCGGCAGUUCCUCAUCAGGAAAAGACUUUUUUCAUCGAUUACAAAGGGGUCUGCACUGCAGUUUCAGUACAGAAAGUUCAUGUAACAAUCUUGGAGGGAAAGCAUGGCUGUUUUAUACUGGAUAUACAUUCGGAAACUUAUUUCAGUUUCUACUGAUUCAGUAUGCCGAAGGAGCUGUCUAUGCUGUGGUAGUUCAAGCGCUAGUAUCACCUAUAGCUGCAUUAUUUUGGAAUUUAUUCCAAUACAAUCCCCAAACUGAUGUUUUUCAAUACAAACCUACAAUGAACACAACAACAGCUUUCACAUUUGGCGGAUUACUACUUAUAUUUCCGGGAGUUAUUCUUUAUAACUAUUUCAGUGGAAAAGAAGCAAGUGAAAAGGUAUUAAACCAAGAACUUGAAGUACAUGCUUAAACAGUUUGAAUAUUAAAUCGUUAACAUUUUUGUAUUAUUGGUUAUACUUAUAUGAGGGGCGGGUGGACCCUUUUUCGGACGUCUGCAUUCGGCCUUUAUUUUUGCGGGAAUUGGUAUUUAUGCUUUGCAUGAUGUGCUUUCUGUUUUAUGUGUUUUAUGCCUUGUGUUUAUCAUAUAUAUGUAUGUCGGUUAAAAGUUCUACAGAGCUUAUGUUGUAUUGUUAUAUGUAUAACCGACUUUAAAUAAAUCUUUUAUGAUUAUAGGGAUUUACACUUACCUGUACUCGAGAAUUAAUGAGUAAUUUUCUUGAUCCUGGAAAGAAUGCCUUAUUUUUUUCCGAAAUGCUACUGCCGUUAGAGAGAAAACCAAGGGAUAACCAUAUUUUAACAUUUGAAUAUUUUUUUUAUUGCGAAAUUAUGACAUCCUUAGAACUCUCAAAUAGUACUUCGAUUCAGAAGAACGGUUUUCACAAGUUACAAACCAGUCAUCUUUCUUGGUGGGGUGGGGUGGGGGAAAGGACGUUAUUGACGAACGCAUUUUUAGACUUGAAUAAAAUAUAAACAAACAAGCAAACAAUUUAUUUUCUAUAAAAUACAGGAACAAGAUUUUUGUUUUUAAACUCAACAAAGA